Molecule: messenger RNA, 5051 nt
Organism: Fundulus heteroclitus (mummichog)
Lineage: Eukaryota; Metazoa; Chordata; Actinopteri; Cyprinodontiformes; Fundulidae
Gene: jph3a
Product: junctophilin-3
Exons: 5
Coding region: 917-3520 (867 amino acids)
Biological process (GO): regulation of synaptic plasticity
Cellular component (GO): endoplasmic reticulum membrane; junctional membrane complex; plasma membrane
Source: RefSeq, a predicted model, not a curated record
CGGCUGGGGUGGAACAGUCCUGUAAUGAGCAGAUUUUACAGAGGCAGCGACAGCAAGGCCUAAAAAAAAAAAAACAGCGGGGGGGGUUUGGAUGACUUGUUGGGUAUUUUGCAACAACAUUCCAGAUUUUGGGUGGGGGGUGAAAAAAAACUCUGGCACAGAGACGACAACGAGGGAAGGAGAGGAACAACCGCUGCACCUGCAUCCUCAUCCUCGACAUCCAUCCGAAGCUGAGCGGAGGAGAGGAGAGAGGGAGGAAGAGGAAGAGGAGCGCCGGGGAAGGUUUUCACAGGCUGGGUCUGUUUGCGUGGUGAUGGAUGAGCGUCUCUGAGACGGGAUCGCUAGUUUCCAGGCCAGAGCGAAGAGCUACAUCCUCCGUUUCGCCUCCUUUUCUCUCUCUCUCUCUCUCUCUGUGUGUCGGUGGGUUGGUUUAAUGGCGCACCAGCGCAGCGGCAGCAUCCCCGUCCUGUAUCCGGCUCGGUGCGGCAGGGAUGAGAGGAUGCUCUAAUGUCGGAGUGAGGUGAGCUGGGUUUGCUGCUGGUGAUCGGUGGGCCUGCGGGACUGCUGGAAAAGCCUAGGCCUCGCUUGUCUGGAGUGACUCGGCUGAGGAGCAGGAAGGUGGAGGAGGAAGUGGAGGAGGAGGAGGAGGAGGAGAGGCACUGGGAGCCCAGGGGGAAGAGGCGUCUCUCCAGAGCCACCGCCGAGGCGUGGAUUGCUUCUCUGUUUCACUCCUGCUGUUUUUUUUAGAAGGAGCACCUGGUGUUUUACAUCCUGAACUGAAAGGAGGCGAGGCGAGGCCCUGCACCUCCUGCUACCCGAUCCAAACAAGGCCUCCUCCCUCCGUGCUCCCUCUGAGUGAAGCUCCGCUUUAACUUUUCUUCACAUUCUAAGGAUUUUGCCUAAACCUGUUUCAUGCAUGUCCACUGGAGGCAGGUUUGACUUUGAUGAUGGGGGGUCGUACUGCGGGGGGUGGGAGCAGGGCAAGGCCCACGGCCGGGGGGUCUGCACGGGGCCCCAGGGUCAGGGCGAGUACGCGGGGGCCUGGAGCCACGGCUUCGAGGUCCUGGGCGUGUACACGUGGCCCAGCGGCAACAACUACCAGGGCACCUGGGCGCAGGGGAAGCGGCACGGCAUCGGCGUGGAGAGCAAAGGCCGCUGGGAGUACAGAGGGGAGUGGACCCAGGGCUUCAAGGGCCGCUACGGGCAGCUGGAGAGCACGGCCAGCGGGGCCCGCUACGAGGGGACGUGGAGCAACGGGCUGCAGGACGGAUACGGCACGGAGACCUACUCUGAUGGAGGGACCUAUCAGGGCCAGUGGCUGGCCGGGAUGCGUCAUGGGUACGGCGUACGGCAGAGCGUCCCGUACGGCAUGGCGGCCGUCAUCUUCUUCCCUCUCAGAACAUCCAUAAACUCCCUGCGCUCCGAGCACAGCCACGGGCCUCCGGCUGCACUGGAGGACGGGGUCGCCACCACGCCCACGGACGGGGUGGUCGCUGGGCUGGCGGGGAGUCCAGUGGGUCGAGGCGGGUUUGCUCUGAUGGCUCCUAGUGAAGCAGACCGGCAGAGGAAGAGGAAAGGUCGGUUCAGGCAGUCCAUCCUCAGUGGACUGAAGCUUCGGCGCUCCGAGUCCAAAAGCUCCCUGGCCAGCCAGCUCAGCAAGCAGAGCUCCUUCUGUAGCGAGGCCGGCAUGAGCACCGUCAGCUCUGCCGCCUCUGACAUCCACUCCAACGCCAGCGAGAGUGAGCAGGGUGCUCCGGUGGACGCCACUGUGACUGAAAUGUAUGCCGGAGAAUGGAGGAGCGAUCAGAGGGCUGGCUGGGGGGUGAGCCGGCGCUCCGACGGGCUGCACUAUGCAGGAGAGUGGGCAGGCAACAAGAGGCACGGGUAUGGAUGCACCACCUUCCCCGACGGCACCAAGGAGGAAGGGAAGUACAAGCAGAACAUGCUGGUGAGCGGCAAACGUAAAAACCUGAUCCCUCUGAGGGCCAGUAAGAUCAGAGAGAAGGUGGACCGAGCUGUCGAGGCUGCAGAGAAGGCUGCAGACAUCGCCAAGCAGAAAGCAGAGAUUGCAAUGUCACGGAUGAGCCACGCCCGUGGGAAGGCGGAGGCUGCUGAAAGGGUGGCACAGAAAGCGAUGGAGGAGUGCCGACUGGCCCGGAUAACUGCCAAAGAGCUCUCGCCCUCCUUUCAUAUAUACGGCAACGGGCUCGAAUGUCAGACGCUCAAACACCAAGACGCCAAGGACAAAGACCACGAGGUCAUCUCCACAGGAACGGACAGUCCGGAGCUGUGCACUCCUGACACCACGCCGCCUGUAAUAACACCUGAUCUGAGCCCCGUGCUGAGCGUCCCCACCUCUCCCCCUCGCAGCCCGCAGAAGCACGUCCACCGCCCCAGGAACGCCUGCUUCAUGCGGCAGAGCGCAGUGGACGAUCAGGGCGGGGCUGAAAUUCAGGUGUUGGUAGAGGGGCGCGGGAUGGACCUGCAGAGGCCGGCCGCCGACAGUUGGACUGACGACAUGUAUCCGGAGCGAGGAGGCAGCAGCCGCUCGACCACGCCCUCUCUGCUCGAAGAGCAGGAGACCCAAAUCAACGGCCACGAGCAAGCCCCUCUGUCCAAUCACAAUCCCCGGGAGAAACCCUUGCCCACUCAUAAAUCCCGGGAUUACAGGGCGUGGGAGCACUCCCUGCCCAACCAAAAGCCGCCCAAGCAUGCCAGCUCCAAUCACAAGUCCAGAGAGUACUCGUCCUCCAAUCACAAGACACGGGAUCAUUCCUCCGCCAAUCACAAAGCCUGUGAGCAUGCCUCUUCCAACUACAAGCCGCAGGUGCACAUUUUAUCCAAUCACAAAGCAUUUGAACACAACACAUCCAAUCACAAGACUUCUGAGCAUGCUUCUUCCAAUCACAAAUCCAGAGAUUAUAUCUCCUCCAAUCACCAUGCAAAGGACCACAUUUCUUCCAGCGUCAAUGCUCGAGAGCACGUCUACUCCAACCACCAUCAGAAGCAGCACAACUCCUCCAACCACAAGCUGACUGAGCAUGCUGUCGUCGACCAAAGGCUGGACGGCCUGCCUGGGGGGUGGACUGCUGAAAGCACCCUCAGGUGGAGCCCCGCCCACUCUCGCCUCACUGAGCAGGACGAGGAGAGGAUGAACGACUACACGGUCGACAUGCGGCUGCACUGUCCGGAUUCUCAGACGACGGCGGGACUGGGCCAGGAGUCCCCGGCUCCGAAGAACAACCGUCUGCGAUCGCGGGGCCUUCGGCCGGUGCGGGAGGGAUCCACAGACUCUGUACAGAUGCUGGACAACCUGAAUGUGGGGCCAGAGGUGGAGGAGUGGCCGCUGCACAGGGACCUCACCCUCUCCCCUCCCUUAAAAUCUCAGCCCAUCACUCUGGAGCAGGAAGGAGAGCAUCUCACCAUCAAAUCAAACUCAGGCUCCAGCUCUGUUCUGGUGGUUAUGGUCAUUUUACUCAAUAUUGGAGUAGCCAUUCUUUUCAUCCACUUCUUUAUUUAAACAUUAUGCAGUUAUAAUCUACUAAGACUCAUUGAUAACUAUAGUAUAUUAUAUUAUUACUAACUGAGACGGACGUCCUGCGUGUUGGACCACAAGGAUUGGACACAGCAGAGCCUUUCUAUCGUUGCUACAGGUCUUUCCCCCUUCUGUUGAAGCCCUUUUCGGUUCCCUCCUUCCUUUUCAGACGCUUGUUUUGAGCUUGCAAACACGAGGAGGAAGAAGCUUUUUGAGUCCAGAGAGCAGCUUUAAUUGGGACACGCGUGCAUGGGUGUCCAUCACCGACAGACAGAAGGUGGCGCCAGUCUACACAAGAAUAUAGCAACCCUUGUUUCCCGGUUACCAUGAGGAUCAUGCUAACCCAGAGCACGGCUCCCUCUCCAUCCUGUCACCCUUUCCCCUCCCCAGCCUCCGUCGGCACUAUGCGCUACGUACGAAACUAUGCUGCAAGAGUAGAUCCAUUUUAAAGGGCUCUGUCAUCAUCCUGUUCUUUUCCUUCCGACACAAACACACACAACCAUUGCAUGAGGCUGUGUACGGUUUUGAAGAAGUGCGUUCUUUCUAUCCCUUUAAUCGACUCAGUUUCCGCCCCCCCACCCCCCACCCCCACAUCCGUCACCUCCACCAUCAGCGCAGAAUCGGACCAGAUUCGCGUUUGAUUCCUGGAAUCAGACGCCGGCACACGCCAAAUUCACCGAUAAAUGGGUGGCAUUCAUACGUCCAAACGCGCACACACAUCAGCACGCAGAGAAUAAAACACAUAAAGUAACCGUGGAGGUUUCAGCCUCACCCCCCCUUCCCCCCCUUUGUACAGCCUGGAGACUGUUAUGUUAUAACCACUAAUUCUAAUAUAUAUGUCGAUGUGUCAUUAUUAUCCGACUUUGUUACUUUUUGCAGUUUGCAAGACAGAGAGAAUGCUGAGUGCCUCGUAUUUAUUCAUUUCCCCUCUGAAAUGUUAAUUUCUAACCCGUGAUUUAAGAAAAAGAAAAAAACACUAAAUGUGGGCGGGGCUAAGAGGAGACUUGACCCUGACCUCCACCUGCCCUCUUUAUCCUGAAAUGGCAUGCACUGUUUUGUCUCUCUCUCGUCGCCGCCCCCCCCCCCCCCCCUCUUUGUGGACCAGUCACAUUGUGUCAUUUUCAGACACAUUCUGGGCCGGGUAAGUUUUUUAUGUAUUUAUUUUAAUUCUAUAUUCAUUUAUUUUUCUUCCAGCAUGUUUGUUUAGCCUGCUCAAUCUGGUGUCGGUCUGUGAGCCCCUCCCCCCUCCGUCGAGGCGGGGCGGGGCAGGGCGGGGCGCAGAGGGCGGUGUAAAAUAAACGCUAGCUUUUACCUCUCAGCGGGUACCGAGACGUCCCCGAGUUUCUGAAUGAUACGAAGAACAAACUUUCUGCUACUGUAUGUUUUAUACUUCGCACCCGGUGGCAUCAUCAUGUUGUGACAUCAUUGCAUGCCCGAGCAUGCUCUUUCUUACUCUUUGGUUUAUGAGGUUGUUUCAAAGUCAACGUGGAGAAAAUAAUAUAAUGUUUGAAAUGAA